UCUGAACAUUUCAGGAAGCACUAUGAACAAGGUUGUUAUCUGUUGUCUUGUUGUAGCAUCUGUCACCGCUCAGUAUGACAAUAAGUAUGGCUAUGCACCUAGAAAAGUUGUGAAGGUCGUAGCUCCACCUACCUAUGGAUCACCUUCUCAUAAAGCCGACCCAGUUGCAAAACCCCAGCCUUACAAGUUUGGCUAUGAAAUCAAGACUGAAUACGGGGAUCGUCAGUGGCAGCAAGAACAAGGUGACGGGUACGGCAAUAAGCAAGGAUCUUAUGGUUAUUCAAACGCUUUAGGUAUCAGUCGCCAGGUGGACUACGUUGCUGAUGAGGGUGGAUUUCGAGCCAACAUUAAGACCAACGAGCCUGGUACGGCCAAUCAGAACCCUGCAGAUGUCAACAUCAAAUCAGAUGCUACCCCAGUGAAACAUGAUGCUCCCCCUAAAGGUUCUGCGCUACCAGCUCAUGGUUACUCGGUUCCUGCCCCUAAGGUCGUCAAAGUUGUUCAUCCUGUAGUCCACGCCGCUCCUGUUCCCAUCUAUGGAUAUGCUCAUCAUGGUCCUAAAAUCGUCAAGGCAGUUCAUCCUGUAGUCCACGCCGCUCCUGUUCCCACCUAUGGAUACACUCAUCAUGUUCCUAAAAUCGUCAAGGCAGUUCAUCCUGUAGUCCACGCCGCUCCUGGAUAUGCUCAUCAUGGUCCUAGAAUCGUCAAGGCUGUUCAUCCUGUAGCCUACAAUUUUCCCGUUCCACCUUAUGGCUACGCUCGUCCUCCUGCCUACGGCUACGCUGGUCCUUUCCCCCAUGACUAUGCUCGUCCUGCUGUGUAUGUAAAACGAGUAAAGACCACAUAUUAAAUUAAUCUACGUGCGACAUCUUUAACAUUUAACCAAAAAGAAAGUUUGGAGUAGAUCGAAUGCCUAUUAGAGAAGGUGCUUUUUUACUGCAUAAUGCCUAGCUAUA
Molecule: messenger RNA, 956 nt
Organism: Limulus polyphemus (Atlantic horseshoe crab)
Lineage: Eukaryota; Metazoa; Arthropoda; Merostomata; Xiphosura; Limulidae
Product: cuticle protein 16.8-like
Exons: 3
Coding region: 23-850 (275 amino acids)
Cellular component (GO): chitin-based extracellular matrix
Molecular function (GO): structural constituent of chitin-based larval cuticle
Source: RefSeq, a predicted model, not a curated record